Messenger RNA from Cucumis melo (muskmelon), 2561 nucleotides. RefSeq names its product tRNA(His) guanylyltransferase 2-like. NCBI's taxonomy places the organism in Eukaryota, Viridiplantae, Streptophyta, Magnoliopsida, Cucurbitales, Cucurbitaceae. The record is from RefSeq and is a predicted model, not a curated record. Gene Ontology annotation, biological process: tRNA modification. Bases 694 to 2370 code for a protein of 558 amino acids. Gene Ontology annotation, molecular function: tRNA guanylyltransferase activity; magnesium ion binding. The transcript has 14 exons.
ACUUUAGGGUUAGUUAUUCACACCGAUCCACUUCACACUCAGACAGCAGUUCCCUCCUUUCUUUCCUUCUAUCUCUCUUACGCCCCUCUCAGCCUUGCGCCGCCGCAUCUCUGUAUCUCUCUGUCUCUCCGCCUGCAGCCACCGCAUCUCUCUCCCAGUCUCCCUCUGUUGUCAGUCUACUGUCUCCUUCGCCGACCAAUAAAAAAAAGAAAAAAAAAAAGAAAAAGAAAAAGAAAAAGAAAAAGAAAAGGGAAAAUCGAUUGCUUGACCGGUCCAACCAUAACCGGACCGAAUAGAACCGAUCGUCUCAACUUUUCGAAUCGGACCGAACCGAUUUGCACGUCUUAGCUUACCUUGCCCAGUUACCCUUUGGCGCUAAUUUAUGAAAUCAGACGCCUUUAAGGAGAGUACCCCUGCAUAUUUCUCUUCUUUCUCUCUUUCAAUUCUGGGAUUGGUUGACAAUUCCCUGUUGGUUUCUUAGAAUUCUAUUCCCACGACAAAACAUCUUCACUCAGUUCAUAAUUUAUACGAAGAGAAUUUCGCUCUCGUUCGAAUUUGCGAAAACAACUAAAUCUACAACCUCCUCGAACUUGCGGAUUAAAUUUUUGGGGUCCGGGGGAUAUUGGUUCGUUUCAUUGAUUUCUCUGAAAAGGCAUUUAUUCUGUUCCCAGUUCCGGUUCUGGCGGUGUUCAAAUGGCAAACAGUAAGUAUGAGUACGUGAAGCUGUUCGAAGAUGAUGAUGAGGUGAUGCUGCCCAAUCUGAUCGUCGUUCGAGUUGUUGCUCUUGAUUUUCGAAGGUUCUCUGAAGUUCAUGGAUUUGUGAAGCCAAAUGACGAAAAGGCUUUGGAGUUGAUGAAUUGCUGUGCAAUGGCCACAAUGGAAAUGUUUUCAGAUGUAAUAUUUUCAUAUGGAUUUAAUGACGAGUAUAGUUUUGUCUUUAAGAAGACAUCAAAAUUCUACCAAAGGCGUGCCAGCAAAUUAUAUUCGCUCGUCGUAUCUUUCUUUACCUCAGUAUAUAUAACAAAAUGGCAAGAUGUCUUUCUUCAGAAGAACUUGAGAUAUGCACCAUCAUUUCGUGCACAUGUAGUACGUUGUGCUUCUAUAGAAGUUCUUCAAGUAUAUCUUGCUUGGAGACAACAAUUCUGUCAUAUCAGUAACUUGGACAAUACAUGCUUUUGGAAACUGGUUGAAUGUGGGAAGACAGACAGGGAAGCCCAAGAUUUUCUGAAGGUUACGGAGAAGAAAGAGAAGCAUGAGUUGCUUUUUCAAAAGUUCAAUAUUAACUAUGCAAAUCUUAGUGCAAUUUUUCGUCAAGGAUCCUGCAUUUUGACGACAAAGGUUGAAGAUAUUGUGAAGUACCAUGAAGAUGGCACUCCUGUUAAGAGAUUGCGGAGAAAGGCGACAGUGAUUCAUUCACCAAAUAUUGCUGGACGAAAAUUUUGGAAUGAACAUUCCAUUCUUUUAAAGGAGCUAGGUGCUUUCGCAACGGACGUUGAUAAAAUAAAUCCAGAUUACGUUAGGUCCUUCCAAGUUGAGAAGACACUAAUGCCGUGUACAUGGGUAGUUAUAAGAAUAGAUGGCUGUCAUUUUCACAGGGUUUCUUUAUUCCAGUCUCCAGGUACUUCAAGUACAAUUUGGAAGAAUACAGAAUUUUCAGAAGUUCACGCGUUUGAAAAGCCAAAUGAUGAGCACGCUUUGAACCUUAUGAAUUCAUGUGCAGUUGCUGUGAUGGAGAAACUUCCUGACUUGGUCUUCUCCUAUGGCGUUAGUGAUGAGUACAGCUUUGUAUUGAAGAGGUAUUCUCAAAUUUAUGGACGUACAGCUAGUGGAAUGGUGUCCGCCAUUGUCUCAUUAUUUUCUUCCCUUUAUGUAAUGAAAUGGAGAGAAUUCUUCCCACAUAAAGAGCUGAAGUACCCACCUUCAUUUGAUGGACGAGCUGUGUGUUAUCCGUCGGAUGAGGUCCUUCGGGACUAUCUAGCAUGGAGACAGGUUGAUUGUCACAUAAAUAAUCAGUAUAAUACAUGUUUCUGGGAGCUUGUUAAGUCUGGAAAAAGUAAAAGUGAAGCUCAAGCCUGUCUCAAGGGUACUCAAACACAAGAGAAGGAACUCUUGCUUCACUCACGAUUCAAUAUUUCUUACAAUGAGUUACCACUCAUGUUUCGUCAAGGUUCUUCUGCAUUCUGGGACAAGAAAGAUGCCACAACGGGGGACAAGAAUCCAGAUGCUUGUUGCGAGAGAAAAAUUGUUGUUGUGCAUUCUAAUAUAAUUGAACGUAGUUUUUGGGAAGAUCAUCCAUGGAUACUCGACAAAGAAGCAUGGAUACUCGACAAGGAAGCAUGGAUACGCGACAAAGCAGCAUGGCUUUUUUAAGGAGUCUCUCUCUGUAAUUGUAUAGAAAUCUUGAUUUUGUUUAUCAUUUAGAGAACAAAAUUACACUUCUGGCUCCAUGAAAGACUUGGUUUCUAUUUGGUUCUGUAAUGAUGUUUAAGGCCCCAACCUAUAGAAAGGGCUUCGUAUCUAGUACACCUAACAAGUAUUAUAGAAGAAGAGCUUGGAGGACA